Molecule: messenger RNA, 1805 nt
Organism: Balaenoptera acutorostrata (minke whale)
Lineage: Eukaryota; Metazoa; Chordata; Mammalia; Artiodactyla; Balaenopteridae
Gene: CLCF1
Product: cardiotrophin like cytokine factor 1
Exons: 3
Coding region: 184-861 (225 amino acids)
Source: RefSeq, a predicted model, not a curated record
AAAAAAAAGUUUGCAGAAUGUCCCACACCGAAAAAAAAAAAAAAUCCGAAACCGAGCGAAAAAAACCUGCGAGUGGGCCUGGCGGAUGGGAUUAUUAAAGCUUCGCCGGAGCCGAGGCUCGCCCUCCCACUCCGCCAGCCUCCGGGAGAGGAGCCGCGCCCGGCCCGCCCGGCCCCCAGCCCCAUGGACCUCCGAGCAGGGGACUCGUGGGGGAUGCUCGCGUGCCUGUGUGCCGUGCUCUGGCACCUCCCUGCAGUGCCAGCCCUCAACCGCACAGGGGACCCGGGGCCUGGCCCCUCCAUCCAGAAAACCUAUGACCUCACCCGCUACCUGGAGCACCAGCUCCGCAGCUUGGCCGGGACCUAUCUGAACUACCUGGGCCCCCCUUUCAACGAGCCUGACUUCAACCCACCUCGGCUGGGGGCGGAGACUCUGCCCAGGGCCACUGUCAACCUGGAGGUGUGGCGAAGCCUCAACGACAGACUGCGGCUGACCCAGAACUACGAGGCCUACAGCCACCUCCUGUGCUACUUGCGUGGCCUCAACCGCCAGGCCGCCACGGCCGAGCUGCGCCGCAGCCUGGCCCACUUCUGCACCAGCCUCCAGGGCCUGCUGGGCAGCAUCGCGGGUGUCAUGGCAGCUCUGGGCUACCCGCUGCCCCAGCCUCUGCCCGGGACUGAGCCCACCUGGACCCCUGGCCCUGCCCACAGUGACUUCCUCCAGAAGAUGGAUGACUUCUGGCUGCUGAAGGAGCUGCAGACCUGGCUGUGGCGCUCGGCCAAGGACUUCAACCGGCUCAAGAAGAAGAUGCAGCCUCCGGCAGCUGCAGUCACCCUGCACCUGGAGGCCCAUGGCUUCUGAUCCCUGACCUUUACCACCGUCUCUUUCCCCUCCCCCUUCAAGCCCUGCUCCCACUCUGGGAGGGAGAAACGCGUACACCAACACUUGUUGAGCCAGGAGACAGAAGCCAUGAGCCUCUAGCCCUCCCUGGACUGGGAGGAGGGUGUGAUGCAAUAAGGCCCAUCCCCUCCCCGCUUCCCUAAGUCCUACGGGUCUGGGGAAGAGGUGCAAUAGGCCCCAUCCCAUUUCCACAGGACGUGAUGCUCAAGGGAGCCCACAAUGGUUCAAGUUGGUGCAAGGCUCUCACAGCUUCCUGCUCCCUGCCCACCACUUGCCAGUGCCCACCCAGCCCCUCAAGUGGCACUGCCAGGAAGCGUGCCUGGAGGGCAGGGAGGGGGCCACCAUCGCACGUGCCUUUCUGGGGUGAAGCCCUUUGGCUGCCCUGCUCUCCUUAGAUGGGUGUUGCUCCCCUACCCCCAAAUAACUCAACACAUCCAAUUCAGGAAACAAACACAGUGGCAAGUCCAAACAGGAAGAGAUGGGAUCAAAAAUGGAAGAGGUGGGAUCUGCAUUGGAGGUAAUACUGAAAGCAGAGGGGCAGGGACAGACUGGACCCAGGGGUCCCCAAGGCAGUCGGUGGCACAGGGUGGCAACCAAAAGGACAUUGCCUUGAAUUUUCUUGCCAGCCCCAGGGUGCCUCCUCUCCGCCCCCUUUCCCAGGGUAUCUGUGGGUUGCCCAGGCUGGGGAGGGCAGCCAUAGCCACAGCCACAGAACUUCCUGAAAGUUUACAUUGCAGUAGCAUUUCGGGGUGCGGGGGGCAGCUCCCCCAGGCCCUGCCCCCCAGCCCCACCCACUCAUGACUCUAAGUUUGUUGUAUUAAUAUUUAUUUAUUUGGAGAUGUUAUUUAUUAGAUGAUAUUUAUUGCAGAAUUUCUAUUCUUGUAUUAACAAAUAAAAUGCUUGCC